Aspergillus ochraceoroseus IBT 24754 is the source of this 680-nucleotide messenger RNA. Its product is annotated as macro domain-containing protein. Gene Ontology annotation, biological process: peptidyl-glutamate ADP-deribosylation. The coding region runs from base 57 to 641 and encodes 194 amino acids. Lineage: Eukaryota; Fungi; Ascomycota; Eurotiomycetes; Eurotiales; Aspergillaceae. The transcript is spliced from 3 exons. The record is from RefSeq and is a predicted model, not a curated record.
ACCUCCACAAGAACAUCACAUCAAGAUCGUCAUCAACCCACGCAGGGUUAGCCAAAAUGGAGACGAGCACACAAAACAAGAUUAGAGAAAUUGAAGGCGACCUCUUCGAUGCUCCAAAUGGCGCAGCAUUAAUCCAUGCGUGUAAUUGUCAAGGAUCUUGGGGAAAAGGAAUUGCAUUGGCAUUCCGAAACAAGUAUCCUACUGCAUUCGCGAUCUACCGAUCUUUCUGCCAGAACCAUGCGAGGAACAUUCAAGAUCAGGACGUCUCGCCGCGAACCGGGAGAAAGAUCCAGCUCCCCGAGGGACGCGCUCUAAUUAUCCCGCCCCAGGCGCAGGACUACGACGAGCAGGGGAGCAAGAAACACUGGAUUGUCUGUCUAUUUACGUCGCGGGGAUACGGGCGGAAUGUGAGUAGUGCAGAGGUGAUUCUCGAGAACACGGAGCUGGCCGUUGCGGAUAUGAAGAAACAGCUCCAGGAGCUAUCCGAGUCCCCGGCAGGUGAAUAUGAUAUCGCGGUUGAUGGAUUGUGGUCAUGUCGAUUCAAUGCUGGGCUUUUUGGAGUAGACUGGUCACUUUCACGCCAGGUACUAGAGGACUCCGGGUUGGAAGUUACUGUUGUUCGUCCUCCUGGUGAGAAGUAAGUUUGGUUUUGCCUGGGUUUAACUAUUUGUACACUGCAU